Drosophila obscura is the source of this 674-nucleotide messenger RNA. RefSeq lists its product as uncharacterized. The transcript is spliced from 2 exons. The coding region runs from base 69 to 674 and encodes 201 amino acids. NCBI's taxonomy places the organism in Eukaryota, Metazoa, Arthropoda, Insecta, Diptera, Drosophilidae. The record is from RefSeq and is a predicted model, not a curated record.
UUCAAGCUGCCGGCUAGUCUACGAUUAGUUGGGACUUGAACUCUGGCACUGUAGGAGUAGUUCUCAACAUGUUGGCCGCAUCACUUUGUCUCAUUCUGCUGCUCCAAGUCAAUACGAUUCCUGGACAAAUCUAUCAAAUCUCAAGGAUACCCGGGAAUGGCAACGUUCAGAUAAUAAGCCCAUACGGGGGCCAAGUACAGGUCUUUGACUCGACCGAGCAAGUCCGUCCUUAUCCCUGGCUGUAUGAGAUGUUGAAUAACCUUAACAUCACAGCAAAGAGAACCACCGAGAACGUCCAGCUGAUCAGUUCGUUGGGGAACGGCAGCUUUCAGCUAAACACGACACCCACUCCGAGCGAAGAAAACACACCGCUGCGCACGCUGCUAAGGAACUGGUUCUUCCGACCCAGCCCAGCCCAGCCCAAUUUCCAAGUGGUAAACCUCGGAGGUCGGAACCUAGGCGAUCUAGGCGAUCAGAGCUACUGGGAAGACCGGAAUCCUACGCAAGUGUUGCUGCCUCGGAGGCGGGUGGCGACUACCGGAAGGCGGCAUCAGCAGCGUCGCAUUUUGAUGAGGAACCUUAAAUACGGUCAGGCCGUGCUGAUGAACGCCGAUACCCUAAGAAUGCCCUUCUAUGAGGAUGACUGGGAGAUCGGCUCCAGUUAUUCUGGCUGA